Perca flavescens (yellow perch) is the source of this 4515-nucleotide messenger RNA. Its product is annotated as integrin alpha-3. Bases 789 to 3992 code for a protein of 1067 amino acids. Gene Ontology annotation, biological process: integrin-mediated signaling pathway; cell-cell adhesion; cell-matrix adhesion. The record is from RefSeq and is a predicted model, not a curated record. The transcript is spliced from 30 exons. NCBI's taxonomy places the organism in Eukaryota, Metazoa, Chordata, Actinopteri, Perciformes, Percidae. Gene Ontology annotation, molecular function: integrin binding. Gene Ontology annotation, cellular component: integrin complex; external side of plasma membrane.
UUGUACUAUAUUCUGUUGUUAUGUUGGGUUCUAAAGGAGUUUAAAUAUCAGACGGAUAAAAUAACAGGUGCUGACAGGAAGCUUUGAUCAGCUGCUUUUUCUCCGCUUUGCCGAGUCUGAUUAGCUAUUGUGGCAGCCUCAGAUAACUCUGUGUGUGUGUGUGUGUGUGUGAUCAACUGUAGACUGUAGAGUUUGCCACCCAAGGGAAGGUAUUUUCUGCUGUUUUUUGAAUGGACUUUUGUCCAGCGUGUGUGUGUGUGUGUGUGUGUGUGUGUGUGUGUGUGUGUGUGUGUGUGUGUGUGUGUGAGAAAAAGGAGUAACAGAAAAGGGGAAGUAAUCACAAAGACAGGAAGUGUGUGUGGGAGAGCAGUCUAAAAAUCAGCCCUUAUAAUGUCAGAUUUUCACACACACACACACACACACACACACACACAUAGACACACAGACAAACAAACAAAUUAAAACGGGGGUGUGUGUAGAGAUAAAAUCAAGGUGCCCUUGCAAACGUGUGUGUGUGUGUGUGUUUGUGUGUGGGCGGAGAGAGGGACAUGAUUUCAUUUCAGGGUGCCUGAAAAAUGAGAAUGAGAGAGAGAGAGAGGAAGAGAGAGAGAGAGCGAGAAAGAGGGAGAGAGACAGAGAGAUCGAGAGAGCCGUCUGAGCGCGAUCAGAUCAGAUCAGUCGGUCGGCAGACUGAGCAGUAGGCAGACGGAGCUCAUCGGGAAUUGAACCUGCGGAGCAACAUUGUAUUAAUCUUCAUUAAGAAGCAGCAGAUCCAGGUGUGUGUCUCCAUGGCGACAGGUGUGUGUGUGCUGCUGAGCGUGUGCGUCGGUCUGAGCGCGCCGUUUAACCUCGACACGGCGUUCCCGCUGCUGAAGACGGGCGGAGACGGAAGUCUGUUCGGACUUUCUGUCGCUCUGCACCAAGACCUGCAGACAGACAGCUACCUCCUAUUGGUCGGAGCUCCCAGGGAGAAGGCAGAGCCUAACGUCCCAGCCAAUCGGACAGGAGGAGUUUUCAGCUGCCCGAUCACCACUGACCAAUCAGAGUGCAGCAGGAUGAAGCUCAUAGACCCAGAGCUGAACCUGUCUGAGGACCUGUUUGAAGACAUGUGGUUGGGCGUCUCAGUAGCCAGUCAGGGCCGACCUGGAGGGAGGGUCCUGGCGUGCGGUCAUCGUUUUGUUAAACUCUAUGGAGAGUUUGAACUCAGACACAUGAUUGGCCGCUGUUAUCUUCAUGGAAACGACCUUCAGUACAACGAGACAGACCGACACUGGCAGACCUUCGACCAGCCCUGCAGUCACCUGGGUGAUGUCAGCGGUGAGGUCAUGUGUAACAUGGGGAUCUCUGCCUCCAUCACUCAGACUGAAGUCAUCGUCGGCUCACCUGGAAGCUAUGAAUGGCAAGGAAAUGUCCACGUCUCUUGGAUGAAUCCAGACGAUGUCUUUGACAUCCGGAGGAGUUCCUUCCCCAACAUGAGGCGCAGACACAUUUACACAGGCUAUUCGGUGACUCAGGCUCUCCGUCUCCUCUCUAAAGACGAUGAAACCAUAGUAACAGGAGCUCCUAAAGACAGUAAAGAAGACGCUCGCGGCUCCGUGCUGCUGGUCGCCAAGCGCUCCAAAACACUGAUGACUCAGCAGACUCUGCGCGGGGAACAGACGGGCUCAUACUUCGGCAACGCCGUGGCAACCACCGACAUCAACAAUGACGGGUGGAACGACCUGCUGGUGGGCGCUCCUUUUUACUUCCAUCGCCAGGAGGAGGUGGGCGGAGCAGUUUACGUUUACAUGAACGCAGGAGGGCGGUUUGAUUCUCGGGCCAGCACGGUGCUGAGAGGACCGGCUGGCUCGGCGUUUGGUAUGGCUGUCACCGCCGCCGGAGACCUGAACCAAGAUGGCUUCCAGGACUUUGCAGUCGGAGCUCCUUUCCAUGAAACAGGAAGUGUGAUGAUCUGGAGCGGGAGCAGAGUGGGCGUCUCUGCAGACCCGAGCCAGGUGAUCUGGGGCAGCAGAGUGUCUCCGGGCUUCAGGACGUUUGGCUACUCUCUGUCUGGAGGUCUGGAUAUCGACAGGAACAGAUAUCCAGACCUGCUGGUCGGCUCUCUGGACGAUACUGUCGCUCUGCUCAGAACUCGUCCAGUCGUUCACCUGAAUAAAACCAUUAGAGUUUCUCCAGACGUUGUUGACCCCAACAGCUGCGACUUCUGUGUUCAGGUGGAGGUGUGUUUCUCUUACAUGUUCAGCACUGGAGAGAGGAGCGACAGAGACAACAUCACCGUCCACUUCGCCAUUGCUGCUGAUGUCACCAGCCUCAACCCCCGCCUCCAUUUCCAGGACAAUGGGAAGAGCGUGUACUCAAGUUACCUGUCAAUGCCGAAAAAACAAUGUGAGACCCUAAGAGUCGGACUGCUGCACAGACUGAAAACUAUCACUGUUGGUGCGUUCAAGGACGCUCUGGAGUGGUCUGUUGCACUGAGCCGGAUCCGAGACAAAGUGGAACCUCUGGUGUUCUUGCUGAACGUCUCUCUGUACGAGAAGCUUCCCAAGAAAAGAAACGCCGUCCAGGACCUUAAACGCCUCCCGGUGCUGAGCCAGACGCCUCGGCCCAUCAGAACCCAGAUCCACAUCCAGAAGGCCUGUGGUUCGGAUAACCGCUGCCAUAGCAACCUGCAGAUGACGGCCCAGUUCACAGACGAGAACCAGAAACCCUUUGCCAUGCAGAAGGACAGUCAAGUGUUGCACUACGACUCCAGCAUUAACCGAUUGUUUCUGGAGGUUAACGUCAGCAACACACCAUCACCAGGGCGACCAGCAGAGGACGCUCACAACGCCGUUUUGAACGCUAGCAUCCCACCAUCGCUCAUAUACUCCGGAGUCCGAAAAAAGGGCGACGGCCCAGCAGCGGUGGAGUGUUCUAUUGAGGACGCUGUUCUUCUGUGUGAGCUUGGGAACCCGUUCAAAAGCAACCAGAAGGUUCAGGUGUUGAUCAUAUUUCAGACGUCUGAGAUCAGUUUAGACACCAGAGAGAUUCAGUCUGGGCUGCAGCUGUGCACGCUCAGCGAGCAGUCAGACCUGCUUCCUGUCUCGGUCUCCAUGUUGGUGGAGUAUUCACUGCAGACAUCUCUCACUCUAAUCAACCCGCCAGGCCCCGCCUCCUUCAGCGGUCAUGUGACCGGUGAGUCGUCCAUGAAGCAGACGCAGGACAUCGGCAGUCUGCUGCUCUUCACCUUUCAGGUGCACAGCAGCGGGAAGCCACUGGGUCACCUAGGCUACCUGCAGCUGGAGUUUGAUUGGCCGUGGGAGGCGACCAAUGGGAAGUGGCUGCUGUACCUCGCAGAGAUCCGAGUGAAUGGCACAUUGGAGGCUCGCUGCACUCCGCCCGGCAACAUCAUCAAUCCGCUCAACCUCAGGCUGUCAAAUGAUGAGACAAAGAAGAGGAAGAGGAGAAGUCUGAAGGAGGAGGCGGAGGAGGCGGAGGAGAAGCAGGGAGAAAAAACUUUACCUAUCCUCCACCUGCAGGGACAGAAGAAGAAGUCCUACACUCUGGACUGUGUUCGCGGCGCUAAGUGUGUGACGUUCGUCUGUCCGCUGGUCGACAUGAAGAACUCAGCGACUCUGACAGUCAGAGCCAGACUCUGGAACUCCACCCUGAUCGAGGACUUCAGCGAUGCGAGGAGUGUGUUGGUUCGAGGCCGAGCGACUCUGAAGCUGCAGACGAACAAACCGACCAUCACCAUGGAGCCUCGCAGCACAGAGAUUGAGGUCCUCGUUUACCCAGAGCCGGGGCAGCCGGUGAACUCCAGCGCCCCCCUGUGGAUCCUGGUGCUGUCGGUGCUGACUGGAGUCCUUUUGCUGGCUGGGAUCUGCCUGCUGCUCUGGAAGUGUGGUUUCUUCAGGAGAGCCAGCACCAGAGAGAUGUACCAGGCAAAGAGCCAGAGAGCGUCCAGGAGGAGCCAGCCGUCGGAGAGUGAGAGGCUGAAUACGGAGCUCUGAGGGCGGGCACACAGCUGCCAGAGAGCCCCUCUUGUGGUUUCUUCGUGCGUCAGAGGGCGUGUCCGGCCGCGGUGCUCCACCAGGGGAGGAUCAUGGGUAAAGACGAGCAGCAGCAGCACACGGACGCUGACGGUUUCCUGAUCCGGGAUGGCGUUGGCUCGUCCAGAAACAGGAAGUCACCCAAACACUGGGUCACCUCCUGGAUUGAGACAGACUGACGGUAUCCAAGGAAACACAACCAGAACCGGACCAAACCAGACCGAUACACUGCCAUUUAAUACCUGCUGGACUUUGUGUGUGUGUGUGUGUGUGUGUGUGUGUGUGUGUGUGUGUGUGUGUGUGUGUGUGUGUGUGUGCGUUUGUGUCUGUGUGUGUGUGACAGUUGUGAUUUAAAUGUUUCUCUUUGUAAAUGACAGAAGCUGAUUUAUGUUCAUAUGAAACAUUUUCUUUAUUAUUUAUCUGUAUUUGGAAUGUUUAAUGUUUUUUAUAUAUCUGUAUAAUCUGCUGUAUGUGAACUGCACUU